GUUUUGUCAGAUGGUAGCGUAUUCGUAGGGUUGAGUAUGGAACAACUUUUCCUUCGAUCGAUUUACGAGCAGGUGAAAUAUGCGAUGUUAAAUCGACAUCGUUAAUAUACGUUCUUCCUUUUGGUCAUCAAGCGAGUUCAUGGGCAGUAGAUGCUUUCAGAGAAACAAUGAAGAAGGCCUUUAGCCAAGUCUUUGGUCAAAAAUUGAGGGCUAACAACAAAGAGGAAAAGUACAAAGGGGAUGAUGUCCCAAAAGGUGAUUUUAGGGACAACAAGGCUGGAGUCAAGGCUGAUGUUAAAGAACUGACUGACUUGGACAAGUUGUACAUUGCCUUGGCUGAAGUUGGUCAAGAAAACCUCUUUGAUCGGCUUUGCUACGGUUUGAACAUUACGAGCUUAGAUGCCUUACAGGAAUACAGUGAAGAAGACAGCACAUCUGCUUUCAUCUGCAACAAGAUAAAAUCUCGCCUUGAGGGCAAAGAUUUCAAUUUCAGAGCACUUGCACAGAAAUACAAACGAAGUAAACUUGCAGAGGAGUGUAAGAUAAGGCACAUACCAGUGAUCCCAAAGAAAGACUUAGCUGUUACGCGCACAUUGAAAGAGGGUCCAUUUGUGGGACAAGUUUGUGAGGCGCAACUGACUUUGCCGAAUGGGAAAAAGGAAAAAGUCUGUCUUCGUUAUCAAACAGCGGAAGAAGAAGAAGGAAUGGACUUCUUAAGUGAAGCGGAAAAAGCAUUUAAACUUCGUCAUGAGAAUAUUCUUGCUUACUACGGCGUAGUCAUUGCUAGUGCAUAUUCACCAUACCCAGCUUUGGUGGUCGAAUUUGCGGAAUUUGGAAACCUUUCAGAAUCAUCGCAUUAUCAUACAAUUGAACGCCUCUGGAGAUUUACCAUCCAGGCUGCAACUGCUUUGGAAUACUUAGAGAGAAGGGAUGUCAUUCACCAAUCUAUUGUUGAUUACAAUUUCUUGGUUGUUGCUGGUUUUGAGCUGAAGCUUGCUGGCCUGGCGUUUUGUUGGUUUAAAAAAGUAAACCUGAAAAAUAAGAAGAAUCAACGAGAAAGAGGAAGAGCAGAAAAUAGUGUACCUUUCAUGUUCGGGAAAGUAUUCUCCUCGAUAUUUUCCGCUUUAUCGAGAAGGUAUAAGAGUCAUCCCAAACUUGAGGCACUCUCAAAUUGGAACGACGUAAAGUUUGGUCACAUUUGCCCUUCUCAUUUUUGUGACGUUUUUCAGCGUUGUGUACUGAACAGCGUACGCAUGCCACCUUCUUUCUCAGAAAUCAGGCAAUCUCUUGUAACACAGGAACACCCUUUGAAAUUGAGGGUUACUUGCAAAUUCGAGGCGUCAGAAGACGGUUUUCUAAGCUGUAAUCCUGGCGAAAUCAUAACUCUGAUUUCCAAGACACGACACAAGUAUGACAAAACAAUAUGGUUUGGUGUCACACAAAGUGAUCAAAUAGGAUUUUUCUGGAAGGAGUACGUCAAGGAAGUAGUAGAUGAUAAUGUUGAUGGUUCCGUCAUACCUCCGGAGAUUCAGGCGCGAGGCCCUAGAGCUGAGCUUGCCUUUCAGAAGGCAUUACGGAAUGGCAGAGUGCAAGUUUUCCGUGGUCGCAUCAUGAUACUCGGUCAGGACCGCGCAGGGAAAACAAGUCUCAAAAAAUCUCUACUCGGCAUGCCCUUUAAUCCCGAGGAAGAGAGCACUGUAGGAGUCGAAGUAGACCCAUCCAAGUGCGAAGUCGAUGUGGAUCAAGUAACGAAUUGGCAGCGAACAGAGCAAGCGAAACUGGAUGUUUCUCACUUUGUUGAAGACAUAGCAAGGAUAGUUGUUAAAGACUUAAAGGAAACAGAAGAACCGAAGAAGACAAAAGAUGUCCCUUCGUUUUUGGAGCAGGGCUACAAUGAUGAGUUGCAAGCUGACAAUCCAAUGCCAGUAGAUACAAUACCCUCGUCUACCCUAAACAAUUCAUCAUCAAGAAGAGAGGAGGACGAAAACGCGACGAUCGACGACAUCAGCCACAGUGGUGUACCAGCAAGCAAACUAGCUGACCUAAAUGUUCAGCUAAGCGUACAUACCAGUUCAGAUUUACAGAAUGAUGUCACGGAACUGGUUGUGCAGUACCUGCAGGCUUUGAGACUAGAGGAUCACGUUAAGACGAAAGAAACCAGUUUCACUCUGUGGGAUUUCGCCGGGCAACAUCUGUACUACGCCUCGCACUCAGUAUUCCUUUCUUCUCGAGCUGUUUAUGCCUUAGUUUACAACUUGAGCAAAGAUCUGAAUGCUCCAGCUGAACCCCGAGUCAAACAGGGUAUUCAUGAUAUUGUACUAGAGAAACAGAACAGCGAGACAAAUUUGGAGAGUUUGCUGUCGUGGCUGGUUUCUAUUCACAAUAUUUGAUCAACAGCUGACGAGCCAGGCAAUGAUCAGCAAGAGAAAAGAUCCUACCUACGCCCUCCAGUCUUCAUCGUGGGCACAAACGCUGACAAACCUUUCGACGAUGUCAAGCAAAUGGAAAAGUGUAUUCAAAGGAAUAUUUCAGGGAAGGUUUAUGAAAAGCACGUGAUUAGGCCAAUGUUUGCAGUUGAUAAGUCACGAUCGAAGGGUGACGAUGGUGUUCAAGCGCUGCAGCAGAGGAUCAUGGAGGUUUUCAGAAAAGAACCCUACAUGGGUGAAGAGAUUCCAAUUAGGUGGUUCAACUUCGAGAAAAUCAUCGAGGCUUUGGUAGCAAAGGGAACCUAUCACAUGCACUCUGAUCCGCUUCUAAAGGUUACAAGGAAAGCUUGCCAAAUAGACGACAAGGAGGAAAUGACUGCCAUGUUGAAUUUCUAUCAUGACUUGGGAGUGAUCGUAAAACAUGGCCGCACUGUUGUACUGCAGGCACAGUGGCUGAUCAACCUUUUUAAGCGAUUGAUAACUGUGAGACCGUUUGACGAAAUAGAUCCUCUGUACUCAGAAUGCUGGAAGGAGCUUGAGGAAAGCGGUAUCCUAAGGAUGACCCUCGUCGAUCACGUUUUCGCCGAUGUAAUUCAGAAUGGGCUAUCCAAGGAGGACGUUUUGGAUAUGAUGGAGAUGUAUGGCUUAAUCGCUAAAUUUUCCUUUUUCCCAUUUACUUCCGAAGAUGGGCAGAGAUACUUUGUACCAGCUCAGUUAAAGUCAUCCCCAGGAGGUCUGUGUGAGAUUAAGAAGUCUAGCCAUGAUCCAUGCCCUUUUUAUCUUCAUUUCCUUGAUGGCUUUGUACCUCAUGGGUUAUUCCCUCAGCUUUUGUCGAGGUUCAUCGGCUGGUCUUCAGAGGGCGGUCCCAAUCAAGCUCCAAACUUAUACCACAACGGUGCGCGGCUUUUCAUUGGAAGGAAGAACAUUUACAGUCUCAUUCUUAUCUGCCGAAAACGAUUUAUUAAGAUCGUGUUGAAACAAAGGGGCUCCGCGUCGAAUCCUUCGUUCAUGAAUGUCGCUCAGGAGGUUCGCGUGUAUCUUGAAGAUAGAUUGCAAGAGCUUAGUCUCGAGUUGCCAUGGCUACGCAACCUCAGGUAUGAACUGAGUAUUGCAUGUCCCAGUUGCUUAACUCACGGAGAAGAAUGUGCUAAACAUGGAAUAGUCUGCUGUGCUCACGAUGAUUGUCUUCAUCUCCUUCGAGUAAUUCCAGGGGAGCAGCUGUUUUGUCCAAAAAGCUUCAACGAUGAAGCUCUUCAUGUUGAUGGACUAGAAAACUGGUUUCAAGGUGAUAAAGCAAAGGAUGAAGGAGAGAUGCACAUGAUACCUUCAUUGGACUCUGAAGUGCUCCAGCGACCCUUCCCUUCCAAAAUGGGCACACCCUCGACAGAUGACCUCCUCCUUCUUGCUUUUGAGUUGGGUUCAUCGUGGAAGAUGCUGGGUCGGACACUCUCUCUUCCUGAAGCAGUGCUGGAGCAAAUUGAGGAAGACAACCCCAAGCUGAAUGAAAAAUGUUUCAGCAUGGUUAGAAGAUGGACUGAGAUGUUUGGCUCUUCGGCUACAUACGAGUCUUUGGCACGAGCUUUGCAGCAUCCUGCGGUGGGUCGAGGUGGGCUUGCUGUCAAAUACUGCGACGUCCCCGGAGCUGUUUACAAAGGCACAGAAGCUUUACCGGUCUCCUUCAAAAUCCUAGAUGAUUCGAGUUGGAGUUGCCCAGUUUUUUUGUCUUACCAGUGGGAUUUGCAAGAGAUUGUUAAGGGACUAAAGAAGAGAAUUGAAGAAAACGGGAUCCAGUGUUGGAUGGAUAUUGGACAGAUGGGAGGAGGCGAUGCCUUGUUUGCUAAGAUAGAUCCUGGUAUUCGAGCGUGCAAGGUCUUUGUUUGCUGUGUAACGAAAAGGUACUGCCAAUCUGACGCCUGUCAAAGGGAAGCUACCCUUGCUUGCAGCCUGAAGAAGCCCAUUAUACCUCUGCUGUUCGAAGAUCUGUCCUGGCCACCGGAAGGUCAACUGGCUCUGAUCUUCACCACUCUUCUUUACAUCAAGAUGGCCGUAGACGAUGGAACGAUUCCUGAGGCACAGUUUCAGGAGAUGAUGAGAAAAGUGGGAGAGUUCGUUCAAACGUGACAAAACUGCUGAUACUGUCAACAACAAUAACAAUAACAUUUAUUAUUUGUAUUGCGCCUUUUCUAUAAAAUAUUCAAAAGCGCAGUAAAAGCAAAUAUUCAAAAGCGGCACUUCUUGAACUGUUCAGGGGUGAACUCCUCGCCUGAAUACUCUAACAAUUGGUUUAUGAUUUCAAUUUGAAGCUGCUCACAUUUAAUAAUUCGUUUGAUAUACACCAUCUACUUUGACUCGAAUUCAACCAAUCAAUAUCUGUGUAUGGCCUGAAUCAACAUGAAUUUAAUAGUAUCAGUGUUGGACAGAUGACUUAUUUCGUUUUGUCGCUCAUCUAUGUGCAAAUCUGAUGGAGGAUUGAUGGUAAAUUAUGCAGUAUGUGGCUUAGCUAUCCUCAUUACCAAGGUUUACUGUUUGCCGCUAUCAGAGUUUUGCUUAGUUGCCGAAAAUUAAACGAUUACAUUUAGCUGAUGCCAUAUUUCAUAAUGUGAUUAGAUAUUUUAAAGGAACUUGCGCCAACAUGGCUUGCAUCUUAAUUCAUAGUUAGCUUUCAGUUAACCUUAUGAGAAAACCUUGGGUGAUUUUACGCUGUUUUUAAUCCCAGUUUUACAAUUGUAUGUCAAAUAUAAUUUAGUUAGAUAAACGGUAGCACUUAAAAUAGGGAUCUAAAGAAAUAAAAGAAAUGUAACUUGCGCAUGCUCAGAUCUGUAGAAUUAGGUUGACAUAAUUGUUGAAAUACUUCUCACAUUGUUUAGAGCCAUGGUGUGUCUCGGUAUGAAAGGAAAAUUUCUGAUGAUGUUUUUAUUUGGAAAAUUGCUGUGGGCCAUUUCUGUGUUUUUGUUAUGACCCCAAAUUCACGUCUUUCGUCCGUCACUGUCGCUCCUUCUUUCCAUUCUUGUUAACUUUUCGGUAGGUUGGCUAACUAGCGUUCUAAUAAGGCUUUCGCAUGUUCAGUUCCUCGCAUGGGGGCGCAACUGAUAACUGAGAAUUGGUUAAAAGUCUUGGGGAAUAACACGUAUUUUACUGGCAGCUGAGAUCUGAGUACAAGAGAUUUUAGUUUUGGAGGAAAAUGAGCUGAAGUGAAGACUGCAUGCAUGAGCUUUGCUUACAUAUUGCACAUUUCAGGCACUCGGAUGAAUAUAACAAUUAUAAUAAUAAUAAUAAUAAUUUACCAAUUUAUAUAGCGCGUAUUUACAUAUGCUGAUCAAUAGCGCUUAAAUAUACUGUUGGAAGGCAA
This is a messenger RNA of Stylophora pistillata, 5775 nucleotides long. RefSeq lists its product as uncharacterized. Gene Ontology annotation, biological process: signal transduction; protein phosphorylation. The record is from RefSeq and is a predicted model, not a curated record. Gene Ontology annotation, molecular function: protein kinase activity; protein binding. Lineage: Eukaryota; Metazoa; Cnidaria; Anthozoa; Scleractinia; Pocilloporidae.